Pseudomyrmex gracilis is the source of this 8843-nucleotide messenger RNA. RefSeq names its product piezo-type mechanosensitive ion channel component (gene Piezo). The record is from RefSeq and is a predicted model, not a curated record. NCBI's taxonomy places the organism in Eukaryota, Metazoa, Arthropoda, Insecta, Hymenoptera, Formicidae. The coding region runs from base 398 to 8059 and encodes 2553 amino acids. The transcript has 39 exons.
UAAACCGGCGUUGGUUAUCAGACGUCGGCUGAAGUCGGCCGGAGUUUCGUUUAUAGAUGCGAGUCAAUGCGAGUCGAGUGUCGGUCGAUACACAGACGUCGAUUUCGUAGUCGUAGUACAUGACACGUGGGCGCGAGAGCUGUCAUUCAUAAAACCACGCAUUAUACUUGUGGUAAAAUGUACCGUUUAGACCAGAAGCUGUGUAGGAAUUAACAGUGACGGUGGUGCAUUGCUUACACGGUUGCCGAAAAGUGUGUUGCCGAGAAGCGCAUGUUGUUCACUUCGAAGUUCGAUCGGUCUGAGGACAGAUGGGAGAGAGUCCUUGAAAGGGGAUGCUCUGAAUCGGUGUGUCAGUGCGCUUGUACAAGGGUGAAAGGCCAUUCAAGCAGCUCGAGACAUGACGAAGUACUGGCUGAACGUGGCCCUCCUCAGGGUCGUUCUACCAGUGAUUUUAGCCGGAUGUACAAUAUGGCGACCAACAGGAUUGUCAAUCGUGUACUUGAUUCUGAUGUUGUAUUCUCCAAUGGUUCCAAUACCGACGCACAGAACCAAAGCAGGCCACGCAGAUGUAUAUCUGAAGAUCUGCGUCGGUCUAGCUUUUAUUAUAGCUGUAGCUCAGAUCAUCUUUCACAUUGUUCUUCUGUCACUGCCGCCAUACGGAUACUUUCUGCAAAACUGCGAAUUUAUAGAGAAGCUCUUCAGACACAUUGGCUUUGUCAGAUUAGAUAGCGCAUCAGUAUGGGAAGUGUUUUAUUGGCUGGCGCCGGAAUUCAUAGUUUUACCUACCGUGCUCAUUGUGUAUUUUAUAUGUCGUUUCCUUACGCAAAAACGUAACAACGAUGAAGAGAACGAGCCGUCGCUUCGCCAGGAAAAUAAUUCUCAGCGAAAGAAAACAGAAGAUAGAACUACAAAGAUAAUCAACUUCCUGGGACGUAUCGGGACCUACGUUGUCCUAGCAUCGUUAUGCUGCGCCGCGGCCCUGAAACCGUCGAUAGAAGCGGCCUUCUACUUUCUGGUGUUUCUCGGCGCCGCCACGUGCUGGGCCUGCAACAGAGAUUUGCGAAAGGGUUUCGCCGUGAUCUGCAGGAUCGUUAUGGUCGUUGUGAUCGUACAUAUCUUGGCAUUGCUUGCCUAUCAGAAUCAAUGGCCGCAGGAGAUCAUUCCCAUAGACAGUCCUUGGUCGCGUUACCUGGCUCUAGCUGCGGUAUAUCGCACCAACUGUACCGAUCCGAGAGACGUGGAGUACACAACUGACGCCGAUUGGCUGACUUACGGAUACGCUUUGAGACUCUUUUGGCUGUACUAUGUCCUCGCGUUGCAAGCCCAAUUUCUCAACAAGAAACCGGCAAAGGAAGUGAAACUAUUAGGCGGCAAACUGGAGAAUCUGGACACUCCCUUGUCCAGGCACGUGUCCAUCCGACGCAGGACACCUUCCCAAAGAUGGCAAUCGGCACGGCGUAAGGCUCGCCCGGUCGUAGAUUCGUCGUUGCCAACGAUCGACGAGCGAACGCCUCUGAUGCGAUUUGGAUCUGGAAGGACGGGGCUUCUUCAGGAUUCCACUACCGGAAGUAUUAUCGUCGCUCAAGAUGGCCAUCAAGAUGAUAGCAUACAAAUGCAAAGUCUUAGUGAAGGAGCGCCCGAUGACACACCAGGUAUCGUCGAGCAAAUAAUCAUGGCAGUGUUUUCUAUUUUCCAAUUAAUAGUAAACUCAUCGUACCUUGCUACGAACAUAAUAAUGAUGACAUGGAGUAUAAUGUAUCACAGCUGGACAACGUUCGUUUUACUUCUGUGGGCUUUGAUUUUAUGGAUGGUUCCCAAUAAACGCGCUUCCAUGAUGAAGUGUUCGCCCUUCAUCGUGUUCUAUGCGACUCUUCUGCUUCUUGGACAAUACGUUUACAGCAUGGAUUUGACUGACGAGGAAUUGCCGAGAGUGAUAAGCGGUGUCACUAUGGCCGAAAUUGGCUUCAGUAAAGCUGACGAACUUGGUCGCUGGCAUUUAAUAGUUAAGUGUUUAUUUAUAUCAAUGUUUUGGAUUACUAUGAGACAAUACAUGGCGGAACGAAAACGGCAACGACGAUCUUCCACCCUGAGAGAUAUGGUGGCGCCGUUACACGUAUCUGUUUCGACGGCUACCACCGCCAUGAGUCAAGAUGCGCCGGAAAUAAAGAGUAAAUUUAUGAAAGAUGUCGGAAAACUAUUGAAGAAUUUAUUAACCAAAUUCUGGAUUGCUGUAGUAGCGAUUAUGCUAUUUACCAGCGGUAUUACUGGCGAACGCAUGACGGUAUUCAGAAUCGUUUACAUGUCGCUGUUUCUCGUCUUCGUCAUCACGUUUCAGAUAUCGUGGAUAGCAUGGAGAAGGAUGAUGUAUGGGUUCUGGUUAACUGUUAUCGGAUAUUCAAUUAUUAUGCUAAUCCUUGUGUACACUUAUCAGUUCGAGAAUUUUCCGAAAUAUUGGGACUAUAUCGGGAUAGAUCAAGAUUUACAACUGGACUUUGGAUUAGAAACAUACGCGACCAAAGAUCUGUUCGUAAGGCUGUUGACACCGACGUUCUUUGUCAUCAUUACAGUGCUUCAGAUCCAUUAUUUCCACAAAGAUUUUCUCGAAGUCACUACCAUUGACAAAAUUGGAUCAGAAAGCCAGUUUAGACGCGCCAGUCUGGGACAUUUUUCUGAUGCAAAUAUUCCGAUAUCCUCACCGACAGAGGAGGUUACACUCACUGAAGACGAAAAAUAUACGAAGUAUACGUUAAAACAAUUAAAACAUAUGUCAAAAUUAGAGAGAAUCGCGCUCUUUCGAAAAGUGACGAAGCAUCUGGUAAACUUUUAUAAUUACGUCUGGCUUUUCCUCGAGAUACAUAUGCAGAAGAUUAUUUUUGUUUCGUUUAUUCUUCUGUGUGUCGACGAUGUAUGCGCUAUAAAUUUCUUUUUCAUCGUUGCUGUAGUCGUUACGAUCAAUUUCAAAAGAAACAUGCAGAUAACAGCAAUUAACGUGAUGGCCUCGAUAAUAUCGAUUCUGAUGGUCACUAAGAUGUUAUAUCAAAUCCAGUAUAUUCAUCACGAGAAUUGGAGUGUCAAUUGCACUAGAAAUGUUAACGAAGAUAAUCAGCAAUACUCGAGCAAUAAUACUGAAUACAACAUAGCCGAAUGGUUCGGAAUGAAGAAAGUGGAUCCGGGAAAAUUGUCUAAUUUGCUGAAAGGUUACAUCGGCAUCGUUACUGUGACGACCUUCAGAAAAAUCAUCAGAGUCCGUCAAUGGUUUUAUCGUCAUAGUAAGGGACAGUCGUUGGAGACUCCUCUAGUGAUGUUCCCAAGUAUUACCAGAGCGGAUGCCGAUAAAGGAGUACCGGAAUGCUUGAAGUUCUUCUUCAACUACGGAUUCUAUAAAUUCGGUCUCGAGAUGUGUCUCAUCGGGAUUGUUACGCUAAUUGGCACCAGACUGGACUUUUAUUCCGUCUUAUACAGUGUCUGGUUGCUCUUGUUAUUCUCGUUGAAGAGAAAAACCGUGGCGCGAAUCUGGCCUUGUUUCAGAGUCUUUGGCAUAAUUCUUUUGCCUGUGCAGUACGCUAUUGUUGUGGCUCCGCCUUCGUGGCUUUGUAUAGAAUAUCCGUGGAGUGAUUCUGAAGUAAUGAGGAGAUUGCAGGAAUGGAUGUAUCUCCCUGAUCCCGAUUUUCCACCGAAUCCCAAGAAACUGAUUUGCGAUUUUAUUUUAUUAAUGAUGAUCGUGCGCCAAAGCCUGGUCUUCCAUAUAGAACAACAGUCCCUGCAAUCCGGUCAAGAUUUCGUGGCCGGUCAUAAUUAUUCCGUUUUCCAAGAUAUGGAGAAACCAAACUUCGUGAAUCCCGUAAAGGAUUACGUGUCGCAUAUACAUUCGUGGUUGGAUAUAUUUAAACGCGGUAGCAUGAUGAGUCUCAUGUGGGUGACUCUGUCAAUUAUGUUCUUGGCUGGAACGAAAAGAACAAAUCUCUUUUCGCUCGGCUACCUCAUAGGAGCAUUUAUAUUUCUCUGGCAAGGAAGCGAUUUUUACUUGAGACCAAUGAAGACCAUCUUGAAAUGGUGGAACUUGCUGAUCGGUUAUAAUGUUAUCGUCAUUUUCUCGAAGGCUUUACUUCAGGGUGUAGGUUGCGUUCUCAUCAAAGAGGUCGAAACUUCAGCCUGUUGGGUGGUGCAACUGCUGGGCAUUGCAUGCUUGAAGAAGUUCAAAAGCGACAUAAUAUUGGAUCCAACCAAGUGUAUUGUUCCAAGUGACGACAUCGGCAUGGUCUGGGACGGACUGUGCUUCAGUUUCCUCUUGCUACAGAAACGACUCUUCAAGAGCUACUACUUCUUCCAUAUAGUCGACGAGACGAAAGCUAUGAGUAUUUUAGCAUCUCGCGGGGCGGAACUACUCGAGGAAUUGAAUCAGAAACGCAUAGAAGUUCAAGAGAAUGUUGAGAAAACUGUUUUAGAAAAACUCAAGUUCAAGAUGGACAAGAUCAAGGCCAAUCAGCAAAAGAUACAAGGACCGUCUUACAAAGAACCGCAGACUCACAAAGUCGAUGAACUCUAUCCGAGAACACGGCCGUUGUACAGAAUUCGUGCGCCGAAGACCAAUAGAGAGGCAAUCAGAUCGGGCGACUAUUACAUGUUCGACGAUCUGGAUGACGACGACGUCACCGAUUUGAUACCCGACAGCGAUACUGAGAAGAGGGAAAAAGAACGACGUCGCGAACAGGAGCAACGGGGAAGAAGAAUGACCGUCUCGGAGUUGAUGAACACGCUGCUUAAGACAGACAUUGAGAUCGCGACGCACGUCGCCAUGUACGGAGGGACCGAAAAGGACGCCCUGAGACUCCGACGUAGAAGCGUACCUUUGACACGGAAGAAAUCGUCCAUGUCCUAUCUGAGCGCACGCUCCGAGACCGACACUGCCAUGGCGACUGAUGGUCCCGAUCGAACGAGUCUCACUUCGGUAGAGAUGGAAACGGAGAAAGAAGCCACAGACUUGGCCAAAUCGCCGGAACUUUCGGACGAAGAAGAAGAAAGAGCGGAAGACAAGAAAAGUGACGAGGAAAAAGAAGAACAGAAAAAAGUUUCGUUUUCCACGUACCUCAAGUUUCUAUUGGUGAUGAUCAACAGCACUCUAAUUUCGAUGACGAAAUAUUUGAAUCGAUUCUCCCACGACUAUAGAUACAUUCGCAAAGUUUUAGCGAAAGAGAAAAAGACUCUCAAGGCAAAAUCAGAUUUUAGAAUGGGAAUGCGAUUAGGCAUCAAUAAAAUGUGGCAGCCAAUACCUCUGAUGCAAGAACGAUCGGCAACAAAUGGCAAUACGGAAGAACCGUUUGAUCCUGGUGAAGGUCCGAGUCAGCCGCGACCGCAAGAAGAAAGCACAUUUUUCUCGCAAGCUUUGGCAGCUCAACAAGACGAUGAGAUCGGUGAGCUCUCGGAGAUGGAUCAACCACCUAUUAUACAGCUGGCUGCGUCUAUCUGGUUCGGAAUCCUAGCGCAUUCCAGUUUGCUCUGUUACUUCAUGGUGUUUCUUCAUCAAAUUAAGAACGCGUCCGUACUUUCAACGCCAUUGCCACUCAUGGUGUUCUUGUGGGGUUCUCUGACCAUUCCGCGACCUUCCAAGACCUUCUGGGUGACGCUAAUCGCAUACAUCGAGGCUAUCGUUAUAGUAAAAUGUAUUUUCCAACUGGAUUUAAUUGGUCAGAAAGUUGCGACAAGCCGUCCGUUAGAACCACGAAAGAUUAUUGGUGUUGAGAAAAGAACCGAUUACGCUCUCUGGGAUUUAUUGCUGUUGCUUAUGUUGUUCUUCCAUAGAUUUAUGCUAAAAUCCUUGGGCCAAUGGACGGCAGCGUCUUUACCGCGAAAGAUCAUUCCUUCUCAGUUAACUGUAGUAUCGAAACCGCCGUCUAGCAAAGAAAAGGAAGAAUCCGAUACGCAAGAAGAAGUCGAUGCUUCGGACGUAAAGACGUCUCAAGAGCAAUCUUCGAGCGUACAUCCAACGGAUAACACAGAUGUUUCAUUGGUGACCGAUGAUAACGAGAAGCUCGUAGUUGUGCAAGGAGAAGAAAUGCAUCCGUAUACCGAGUCAUUUUCGAAAGCAAUGGAUAUGACUGUCAAUAAGUAUUGUGAACCGAUGAAGACUUUCUUUAUAAAAAUUAUCAAUCCAGCUGGCAAGGAGAAAACAAAUGUUUACGCCUACAUGUUUCUUUGUGACUUUUUCAACUUUCUUCUGCUCAUCUUCGGAUUUUCGGCGUUUGGAACUCAACAAGGCGACGGUGGAGUAACGGCUUAUUUGCAAGAAAAUCGAGUUCCCAUGCCUUUCCUGUUGAUGUUGCUAUUGCAGUUUGCUCUUAUAGUUAUCGACAGAGCCCUUUUUCUCCGAAAAUCUAUGGUGGGAAAAUUAAUUUUUCAAUACUGCUUGGUAUUCGGUGUACAUCUUUGGAUGUUCUUCAUUUUACCGAGCGUGACAGAGACACAAUUCAACAAUAAUCUUCCGCCGCAAAUAUGGUACAUGGUAAAAUGCUUCUAUCUUUUGUUGGCCGCUUACCAAUUGCGACAAGGUUACCCAACACGAAUACUGGGUAACUUCCUCUGUAAGAAAUACAGCAUCGUGAAUUAUGUUUUAUUUAAAGGAUUUAUGCUGGUGCCCUUCCUUUUCGAACUUCGCGCAGUGAUGGAUUGGAUUUGGACUGACACAUCCAUGACUAUAAUGGACUGGUUUAAAAUGGAAGAUAUCUUCGCUAGUAUUUAUCAGAUCAAAUGCAUGCGUGGAGUCGAAUCAGACUUUCCGCAACCGCGGGGAGAAAAGAAGAAACAAUUGAGCAAAUACAUGGUAGGCGGAAUCGCUUUGCUCUUCAUAAUCGGUUUGAUCUGGUUUCCUUUGCUUCUUUUUGCACUCGGCAGUACGGUCGGCAAAUCGAAUUUGCCGUUUGACGUAUCUAUGAAAAUACGAAUCGGCCCGUAUGAGCCUAUUUACUCUAUGUCGGCUCAAGGCAGUUCUAUUAUUCAAUACACUGAAGAGGAUUACAAACGUCUCACAAACAUACCAAUUUACACGAUAGACAAAUCAACGGUUACUUUCUUCGAGAAUUAUGUCCAUUCUGACGUAGCUGCAGUGAGAUUCAGUGGCUUCUCAAGAAAACUUUGGGCUAUUUCUCCACCCGACAGAGAUAGAUUGAAAACCGAAUUAAUUUCCAAUACCACAACAGUAAUUAUACAUGUGGAGUGGACAGUUUCAAGAAAAACAGAUGCCAAAGACGCAUCCGGAAUUACCACGACGGUUCGUGACAUAAAAUUGCCACCAUACGAAAACGGGGUAUUCAACCCUGUGAGGCAAACAUUGGCGGACAUGUUAGGCGACAGUCCGAAUGCGGCAAAUGCAACCAUAGUGUUAAAACACGCUUUUCCGAAAUUCCUCAAAGUCACCGCCAGAACCACCAGUAUUGUUUCGCAGUUGAUGGAAUCGCAGCGUGAGAAUUCGCAACCGCAAGCCGACAACGAUGACGAAAACGACGACAAAAGUUAUCUCUAUAGAAAUCUCACUAUUCACUUGUCUGUGGACAGAGAAUGUUGUGCCCAUCAACAGUGGUGGAUAGUUCGCGAAGUGUGCACGGACGAAUUUUACGAGAAAGUCUUGUCCAUAGUGCCACUGAACGAUUGCAAAUACGUUAUGAUGUUCCUCUUCAACGAUAAGGCUUUCCCUGAAGGUUUAAGCUUCCUUAGUGGAUUCGGGAUUUUGGGUUUGUACACUACGGCGGUGAUAGUCAUAAGUCAGAUGAUGCGAAAGAUCGUCAGCGAUAUGGCGCCCAAAAUCAUGUUCGACGACUUGCCUUACGUGGACAGAAUACUUCGGCUCUGCUUAGACAUUUACCUGGUACGCGAAAGUGGCGACUUGUGCCUCGAAGAAGAUCUGUUCGCCAAAUUGAUCUUCCUCUACAGAUCGCCGGAAACAUUGAUCAGGUGGACGAGACCGCCCGAAGAAGGUGAGCGAACUGAUAACGAGGAUCAGGACGAAGAAGAGGGAGAAACGGAGCGAGAAGAGAGACAACGAAUAGAACAAUCUCGUCGUGACUGAGUCGUUGAGAAAACGAAAAAUUUUUCAUAAAUGUUUCGCACACGUUGCAAACAUUUACAACAUAUGGAUAGUUUUCCUUUUCAUAAUCAAGAAAAGACAGGAGUUUUAUAACUAAAGUCAUUUGCGGAAAUAUAUCAUCAAAAAAAGGCGAAUUUAGAUUGUUUUAGAUUGCGCGAAAAACUAAACAGUUUUAUGAAGAUCAGAUUUAAACCUGUCUAUUGAUAAAAAAAACUUAUGUCGUUUACAAAUGUUUGCGUGUAUUGCUCUCUUUUAUUAAUAUAUUAUUUCAUUGUUUUUUUCUUGAGAAAGAGAAGCAUUGUUUAGAGCGCACAUACUUAGAAGAAUUCAAAUAAAAAUUCAACUCCCAGGCUUUUGCAUUAAAAAUAUUUCCAUUCAAGUUUCGAGAUUUUUAAUUUUGUGAAAACUCUUUCCAGUAGAUUUCAUAAACUUUCUGCGCCGUGUUAGAUUAUUAAAAAAAAAAAACAUAAUGUGUGUUAAUAUAUGCGGAAAAUAAUAUCGCUUAUUAUAAAGUUUAACUUUUAAAUACGAUACACAAAUGUGUGUGUGACGUGAGAAAAAUCUUGCAAAUAUUAUACAUAAGUUAUCAAGCGUUUUAAUAAGACAAUUUUGUCUCGCAGAAAAAUCUCAGGAAAACUCGGCAUAAAUUUAUUCUGUUAUAAACAUUAAUGAAAACUGUUUUCCUAUUGCAGAAAUAUAGAAUAUAUAUCAGAGUAAUUUAUAUAUAUUGUGAAUGUUCUACACAUAAAAAAUAAUAUAUAUUUAG